Molecule: messenger RNA, 315 nt
Organism: Striga hermonthica
Lineage: Eukaryota; Viridiplantae; Streptophyta; Magnoliopsida; Lamiales; Orobanchaceae
Source: the annotation of a GenBank genome assembly
AUGGCUAGCGGUGGCGCCGGCGGCGGUGGCGGUGGCGGUGGCGGUAAGGUGUCCUUCAAGGUUACUCUUACUUCCGAUCCCAAGCUUCCUUUCAAAGUAUUCAGCGUACCGGAGGCGGCUCCAUUCACGGCGGUUCUGAAAUUUGCAGCCGAGGAAUUCAAAGUGCCACCGCAAACCAGCGCGAUCAUCACUAAUGAUGGAGUGGGAAUUAAUCCUCAACAAAGUGCAGGAAAUGUGUUUCUCAAACACGGCUCAGAACUUCGCUUGAUCCCCCGUGACAGGGUUGGUGGCUUAUCGGCUUUUGGCAAAUUUUAG